Symbiodinium sp. CCMP2456 is the source of this 417-nucleotide messenger RNA. NCBI's taxonomy places the organism in Eukaryota, Dinophyceae, Suessiales, Symbiodiniaceae. The record is from the annotation of a GenBank genome assembly.
AUGAACGGAGCUAUGAAGGAGACACUCGAUCGGUUUCAUUUCGAGAAGGUCGCUUUCAAUAUGAAGUGUUUCGGUGCAGCUGAGCAGUACCAACUGAUGAAGCAUCCCAAAGACUCGGAGGAGGGGUUCAAGGAAGCGGAUCCGUGUGAGAUGACCGGAACCUUUGGUUUCGCGGUGGUGGAGAUUGUGGUCCUGAGGCAUCGACGGAAUCUUAGAGCCUCCAACAUCCCGGCAAUUUUGGAUGCAGUGGCCAAGAAGUUGGCCGACCAGGACUUGGAUGAAUGGUAUACGUCGGUCGAUGAACCCGCCAUCUCCCUCCCGAAGAAGAAAAGGCGCAUGGAGGACCUUAUUUUUGAGGCUGACGAAUUCUUCGUCACGCGGCCAGUGCCUCCGGCGGUGCCUCCGCCAGUGGCAUAG